ACAGAGCAGCAUCCCUCACUUCUGGUUGAACCGGGUCACUUGAUAACCUUUUGGCGAAAAACAAACUCUGGACUCAGAAUCUCUCUCUAGGUCAGUCCGUAAUCAACAGUCGUACGAUGAAGUUCUGCGCUACCAUUUUACUUGCGAUCGCUUUGAUCAUACCCAACUCGCUCGCAGACGAGCCAAUCUCCAAGGAACAAAAGGUGAAAAUCGCGCACACUUGCUUCAAGCUGCUGCGCACUUCGGCGGAAGUUCGUGAGCGGUUCUCCAGAAUGCAGUUGGGUGACGACGAUGGACAGGAUAUGACCUGUAUGAUCCGGUGUGGUGGGAUCGUGUCCGGAAUGUACGACGAUGAAGCUGGGUGGAAUUUGGAUAUGGCAGUGAGGCAGGCCCAAGGGAAGACUGGUGUCGAGCAGUACAGGGAAGCGUUUGGAAGAUGCGCUGGAGAGGUUCAGCCGGAGCAGUACGGGGAAGAUUAUUGUAGGAAGAGUUAUUUGCAGUUCCGAUGUGGAAUGAGGGCGUGGAAGAAUCAUAUCAAAGAUUAAGAUUUAUGCCAAAAAUUUAUUGAGAGCACUUUUUGUGUGUGCUCAAACCAAAAACCCAGUGAGAAAAAUCGGCUCAAAAUAUGUCAAAUUAGACUUGAUUCGUGAUAAUGAGAAAUGUCAAAUUUUAAGGACCAUUUACACUAUUCCGUGUUGAAAUUCAACAAGCCAAAAACUGCUGCGGAUCCACAACUGCACAUGUGUCAAAAUUUAAAAUUUC
Messenger RNA from Culex pipiens pallens (northern house mosquito), 762 nucleotides. RefSeq lists its product as uncharacterized. Bases 117 to 545 code for a protein of 142 amino acids. The record is from RefSeq and is a predicted model, not a curated record. The transcript is spliced from 3 exons. Gene Ontology annotation, molecular function: odorant binding. Lineage: Eukaryota; Metazoa; Arthropoda; Insecta; Diptera; Culicidae.